UCGGCUGACAUUUCUCUCGUAGUCGUUGGUUUGUGUCCGUCGAAGACGCGUCGUCGUAUGUAAUUCGUGUUCGUUGCGUGUGUUUUCAUUCGUCGCGGGUGUAAUGUGCGGAAAAUCAGAAUAACAAGUGCAAAGUGAAUUGAGCGCAUUCAGACCCGGUUGCCGAUAAUGGCCAGGUGGUGAGGAUUUCUGUGUUUUGUGGCGAAGUGUUUGGGUUCUGUGCGAAAAGAUGUGAUCUUGACAGUGACAAAUGUCACUUUGACAGAAUAUCCUGCGGUCAGCCGAGGCGGCAGUGAAAUAAACAGGAAACUGAAGGAAUUCCGGGAAGAAAUGGUUGGAUUGGGAUGCGAAAUCGAGUAGAUUUACCGAGUUUAUAAGUAGAACGAGGACGUUAAGAUUUAUGGGUUACUUAAAAUUACGUUGGAUACGUAGUUGUGCAGCUUUAUCUAGUUUCGACUCAAAUGCCAAACCCAUGGCAACAUAGAGACCAGACGUUCAAUAUGCUACUUACUAGUCCAUGCGACGACGUCGAUGCAAUCAAUUUACAUAUCAAUAUCGCGCAUUAAAUCGCGAAUAACGCUAACGGGAUGUACAAUUUCGUAGCCAUUUGCAAUAGUAAUGAGAUAAGCAACAACAACAACAAUCGAAAUAAAGAUACAAGCGCAACUGAUAGUAUUCCUUAUCCACCGAGUAUCGAUUCUCGACACAUCACAUUUGGAUGGCCAACGCCAAACACAUCGAGCCAACAAGAAGUGCAAGAACGUGAGGCAAUUAGCAAUGAAGCCACCAUCAACAUAUCGGGUCGAGAAACAGAUAAACAGCCCCUCACCUAUGCAUCACUGAUAUUAAUCUCUUCUGUCAUAGAGAAAUUAUUAUUCACAUUGGGAACAUCGAUAGGACGAUCCCUGUCGACGUCAAUAGUAAAUCCUCAUGGAAGGACGGCUAAUGACAGGACUCUGCACAUCUCGAAAACGUUGAAUAUCUCGAUUUUAUCGACAUCGGAAUUAUUGCUAUCAACGGUGAUCGCGGCUCAAAAUGGCUCAUGUCGACCACAAGAAAAUUCUUGGUGACUACUAUAAAAUUUGGAAACAUAUCAAGUGGCGAUCGUUCAUCGGUUAUAGACAAUUAUCUACGAGACAGAACUGAAGCAACUAAGUUUUAGAUACAAAUCAAAAAAAAAAGAUAAAAUUCUAUAUUCGGAAAGCAAUUCGCGCCCUGUUCAUAGUGACUCUCUUCUGUUGUGUUAAUUUAUUUCAAAGAAUAUUAUUUUGUACAUAUAUAUAUCGUUAAGUAAAACGUGCCCGUUUAUUUUAAUUUAAAAAAAAAGCUUACAAACUUUUUACCCUGUAACAUAGUAAAUAUUCUGUAGAUAUUAAUAACUAAGGCAGCUUUAUCCGUGAUUGUACGUUACUUAACUACAACGUUAGCUUCGAGUAUAAGCGCGCGACUACCCCCAAAUAACUUUAUGCGCACAAUACAAAAGUAAUCAUAAUCGCUACAAUAUCCAAAAUUCACUUGAGGCAGCAGCAUCUUAUUUUAGAAGAUAAAUUAUAUUUUUUGUAUUUCAUCUUGUGACUAGUAAAUGUGAUAACAUUCCCUUGAAAAAAAGUAUCGAGGAUUCCGCAACUACUUUCUAGACGUAUAAUAAUCGCGAAUGAUAAUUGUGUGCCAUAAAAUCGAUGUAAAAUAACAACGCGCUUGUGGAGAAACUCGUGUACAUAAUCUAAAGUUCGCAUAAGAUACAUUUAAUUAGAAAAAGAUACAAAAAAAGGAUAACAUGACUAUCACUGAGAAAACAGUUCUUUGGAAAGCCAAUGGGCGCUCGAAUUCAUCAACAUCAUCAAUUAACAGCAUGGACAGGACACCGACGUCGGCAUCGGGGCCGACACCGAUAACUCAGAUAUCAUCCCCAAUUGCGAAUGCAAGUCCAUCUACAACAACAGUUCUAUCAUAUCAGUAUAAUAACAAAUUUAGCCACGACAACCAGCAACCAUAUUCUGGCAGCAAUGGUCACAUAAGAACGCCAUCAGCAUCAUCCUCGACCGUUCUUAUUCCCACCACAGUGACAUCAUCGAAGUCAAAUAGUGGCCACAGCAGUGGUAACGGAUACUUCAAUCCUAGCACGGUUAGCUUGCUGAACGGGUCCAAUUAUCCAAACGGCAAUCUUAUUACUCGUUGUUGUUUUCAUCUCCUGAAAUCGAUUAACGUUCGACGUUGUAUUGGAGCCCUUUUUGCCUUCACCUUCAUCAUGAUCCUGUAUUAUUCGCAUUACUUCAACAGCGGUCCAUUUGUUGGACUCAUUCAUCGAGACACUCGACCGUCACCAUUGAUUCACUGCCGGAUGUUGAAUGGGAAACAUCAAAUUUUGCAAUCACAAACACCAGAUCAUCGGUCGGAAGCCAGACUUCGAAUCGAUCCAAAGGUCCUUGUAUUCGUGGAAACCACGUACUCUCGCUUAGGACGUGACAUCGCCGAACUAUUAGUUUACAAUCGGAUAAAAUACAAAAUUGAAGUCGCAGGCAAAAGCCUUCCUGUACUUACAAAUCUUGACAAAGGUCGAUAUGGUGUCAUCGUCUUCGAAAAUCUCGACAAAUAUCUAAACAUGGACAAAUGGAAUCGUGAAUUACUAGAUAAAUACUGUCGUGAAUAUUCAGUUGGAAUAAUCGGUUUCGUCAGUCCCAGUGAGGAAACAUUAGUGGCAGCUCAACUGAAAGGAUUUCCAAUAUUUAUUCAUACAAAUUUACGAUUGCGUGAUGCAAGCCUAAAUCCAGGAUCAUCAGUCUUACGGCUAACAAGAGCAGGAGAUACUGCUUGGGGACCACUACCUGGUGAUGAUUGGGCUAUAUUUCAGCACAACCACUCGACUUAUGAACCAUUGGAAUGGGCACAACGAAAUACUCAGGAUUAUCCGUCAGAUAGUGGACAGGUUCAACCACCAUUAGCCACAGUUCUACAAGAUCAUGGACACUUCGAUGGAAUUCAAAGGAUAUUUUUCGGUAGUGGAUUACGAUUUUGGUUGCAUCGCCUACUCCUUUUGGACGCGCUUUCGUACCUUAGCCAUGGGCAGCUUAGUCUUAGUUUAAAUCGUAUGAUACUUGUCGACAUUGACGAUAUAUUCGUGGGAGAGAAAGGGACACGAUUACGUCCUGAUGAUGUUCAAGCAUUGAUUGCAACCCAAAAGCGAAUUGUUGAUAUGGUACCUGGUUUUAGGUUUAAUCUUGGCUUCUCGGGAAAGUACUUCCAUCAUGGAACCCGCGAAGAAAACUUGGGUGAUGAUAUGUUGCUACAAAACGUAAAGGAGUUCAAUUGGUUCUCGCAUAUGUGGAACCAUCAGCAGCCGCAUUUGUAUGACAAUGUAACCGUUUUGAUGAAUGAAAUGAAGCUGAAUUACGGCUUUGCCAAAGACCAUGGAAUUCCAGUGGAUUCUGGAUAUUCUGUGGCGCCGCACCAUUCUGGGGUUUAUCCAGCUCACGAGUUACUCUACACUGCCUGGAAGAAGGUUUGGAAUAUUAAAGUGACUUCUACGGAGGAGUACCCGCAUUUGAGGCCAGCCCGAUUGAGGCGCGGAUUCAUUCAUCGUAACAUAAUGGUCCUUCCGCGUCAGACUUGCGGGCUCUUCACCCACACCAUGUACAUUGACAGAUAUCCUGGAGGUCGCGACAAGCUGGACGAGUCGAUACAAGGUGGCGAACUGUUCCAAACUAUUGUAAAUAAUCCCAUAAAUAUAUUCAUGACACACAUGUCCAACUAUGGAUCGGACCGGCUGGCUUUGUAUACCUUCGAAUCAGUGAUAAAGUUCCUAAGAUGUUGGACAAAUCUGAAACUCAGCUCAGCGCCACCUCUUCAGCUGGGCGAGACCUACUUUCGACUAUAUCCCGAAGAAGUGGAUCCCGUUUGGGGAAAUCCAUGUGAUGAUCCGCGACAUAUUAAAAUUUGGUCGAAAAACAAAAGUUGUGAAUCGUUGCCAAAAUUUCUAGUCAUCGGACCACAAAAAACAGGUACAACCGCUCUCUACACGUUCCUGAGCAUGCAUCCAAGUAUCGCAAGCAACUUACCCAGUCCCGAUACCUUCGAGGAAAUUCAAUUUUUCAACGGAAACAAUUAUUAUCGUGGUCUCGAUUGGUACAUGUCCUUUUUUCCGAUUCAUGCCAAUUCUACGGGGAAGUAUAUGUUCGAGAAAUCCGCCACAUACUUUGAUGGAGAGCUAGUUCCAAAGAGAGCCCAUGCAUUGCUUCCACAUGCUAAAGUUGUCACGAUACUCAUAUCGCCGGCGAAACGAGCGUAUUCGUGGUAUCAGCAUACUAAAGCUCAUGGGGAUCCGAUAGCGAAUAAUUACAGUUUUUAUCAGGUGAUAACGGCCGGUGAUUCAGCACCAAAAGCACUUAAAGAUCUACGAAAUCGUUGCCUUAAUCCCGGCAAAUAUGCCCAGCAUUUGGAACGUUGGCUAACCUUUUAUCCUGCCCAACAAGUUAACAUAAUAGAUGGCGAACAAUUGAAAUCGAAUCCCAUUGAUGUCAUGAAUGAACUUCAACGUUUUCUCAAAAUCCAACCGGGUUUCGAUUACUCGACGCAUCUUCGUUUCGACAAUAAAAAAGGAUUCUUUUGUCAAGUGAUUGGUGAGAAUCGAAACAAAUGUCUCGGCAAAUCGAAAGGACGUCAGUAUCCGCCUAUGGACGAAAGGAGCGCAAAGCUACUUCAAAGAUAUUACCUCAGCCACAAUACGGCCUUAGUGAAACUACUAAAGAAGUUGGGCUCUCGUCCAAUUCCACAAUGGCUCAAAGACGAUCUGUCGACAACAUCAUGAGGUCAGGUCAAACGGAAUCGCCAUAGGAAAAAGAAAAGACUCAGUAACAUUGUGGCAGUAUCAAAACGACAACUUAAACAAUUCCACCAUCAUAUUCGCCCGAAUCCAAAGCAGCAGCAUCAUCAUCAACAUCAUCACGGCCAUAAGAAGCAGCACAAGCAUCACCAUCAUCAUUAGCCAUAAGAUAACAAAGCAGACCGAAGGACCAGCUGUCGAGCGAUCGUCCCAGACACUAACUUCGGUACUGAAUGAUCCUACUUCAAAAAUAUCCUUUUGUAUAGUCAAUGUAAAUCUGAUUACUCUUAAGUGUGUCAUAAUUGAAACUAAGUGUUAAGCAUUAGGAGCAGCAUUAAGUACUCGUGUAGACGUUCUAGUUUCUAAGAUGUAGCCGAGAUUUAGCUCAAGAUAAUAUGCAAAAACAGUAAAUGAAAAAUAAGUAGGAAUAUUGUAUUUGAAAGAUACAGUAAAUCGACGACAAUGACGAUAACUAUGACGAAAAUGAUAGUAAAUUAAUGCUAGAAUGUGGAACUUAGUUGUAAGAACAUACGCAAACGCUUCAAAAACAGUUGAACUUACCGCCGGGGGUAUUUUAUCUACUUUCGGGUAGGUUCGUUUUUAAUAGUUUCGAGUUUAUGUUAAGUCAACUUGAUUUUAAUAUUUUUAUCAAUCUUUUAAUCCGAGAGAUUGUACUGAGCCAUCUUGUUAUGCCUUAUCAAGUGCUUAAAGUGCAAUGCAAUUAAAAAGUGUCAUUUUAUUUCAAACGAAACAACUAGUUCUAAUAUGUUUAUAACGAGUGUCAAUAUAUACGAUCGGAACUGAAAUUGAUGGGGCUGGAAUUCAUCGCUUGCUAUAUGGUAGGGUUUUCCCUCCACGUUACAACAGAAUCCAUUUUGAAGCAGGAAAUUUCAAUGGACUCCUUUUGAUCGACUAUUGUUGGAAGGCAGUCUUGAGCUUGUUGAUUUAUAAUUGAAGGAAUAAGAAAGGAGACAACCAAGACCUUUAGGGUUUAAGGAAUUGAUUUCAUCUAAAGUAUGUAAAAUUUCAAAUGAUGUUCUCAUAAAAGGAAAUUCGUUGGAGGUGAACAAGAAAUUAGCUGAAUAGAUGAAUAAUGCUGAAAGGAGCUCUCUCCACCAGUGGAGAUUGAGUCCACUGGGCUUUCGUUUUGCUUUAAUAUUCUUGACUAGUAGAAGCAGCUUCACCUGGGAACAUUUAAAUUAUAAAUGAAAAUUACUAUCUAUGAAUGAAAUGCGUCAAUAUUGGGUAGUUUCGCUAUCCAUUCGAUCAUAUUUGCC
Molecule: messenger RNA, 6096 nt
Organism: Hermetia illucens (black soldier fly)
Lineage: Eukaryota; Metazoa; Arthropoda; Insecta; Diptera; Stratiomyidae
Gene: sfl
Product: bifunctional heparan sulfate N-deacetylase/N-sulfotransferase
Exons: 9
Coding region: 1778-4804 (1008 amino acids)
Cellular component (GO): Golgi apparatus
Molecular function (GO): heparan sulfate N-sulfotransferase activity; deacetylase activity
Source: RefSeq, a predicted model, not a curated record